This is a messenger RNA of Macadamia integrifolia, 2169 nucleotides long. RefSeq lists its product as uncharacterized. Gene Ontology annotation, molecular function: RNA-DNA hybrid ribonuclease activity; nucleic acid binding. Bases 1 to 2169 code for a protein of 722 amino acids. The transcript is spliced from 7 exons. The record is from RefSeq and is a predicted model, not a curated record. Lineage: Eukaryota; Viridiplantae; Streptophyta; Magnoliopsida; Proteales; Proteaceae.
AUGGAGCUGUUGCAGGUGAUUCCUAAUGAGGUGAAUAGGGAGGACUCUUCCAUAUUAGAAGCUAUUCCUGCCAAAGAAGAGAUUAAGAAGGUGGUAUGGGGGUUGGAUCCAGAUAGCUCUCCUGGUCCUGAUGGGUUCCCAGGUGCUUUCUUUAUACAGUGUUGGGAGAUAGUGGGUGACGAUUUUUGUGGGGCUGUGAUUGCUUUCUUCCGCGGUGGGAAGCUUCCGAAUGGGGUAAAUAACAGUUUUGUGACGCUAAUUCCAAAGGUGGAGGGAGCGAUCUCUCUGGAUAAAUUUCGCCCCAUCUGCAUGGCAAACUUUUUCUGUAAAGUCCUAUCAAAGAUCAUGGCUGAGAGGUUAUCUUGCCUUCUUCCUCGAUUGGUGUCAGAUGAGCAAGGGGCGUUCCAGAAAGGUAAGAUUAUUUCAUCUAAUAUUGGUUUAGCCUCUGAGCUUGCUAAUUUAUUACAUACAUCUGUCAGAGGGGGUGGCAUGGGUAUUAAGAUUGACGUGCAGAAAGCCUAUGACACAUUGUCAUGGGAUUUUCUUUUUGCAGUCUUGAAAAAAUUUGGCUUUUCGGAUGUUUGGUUAGCUUGGAUUCAUGAAAUUUUGGUUUCUUCUAGAAUUUCAGUUUUAUUGAAUGGUGGUCCAGUGGGUUUCUUUGGAGUUGAGAAAGGAGCAAAACAUGUUAGAUGUCUGAGAGAAUUCUUGAUUAAUUACCAAGAAUUUUCUGGCCAAAAAAUAAGCUUGGAGAAGAGUAAGGGAUGGCAAGGCAAACUCCUUUCAAUGGCUGGUCGUGCAGAGCUCAUUCGGUCUGUGAUCUUAGUGAAGAAAAUCACUGUGAAAUGGGAAGAGAUAUGCCGACCUAAGGAGGAAGGGGGUUUAGGUAUCAGGCGACUGAGGGAUGUCAACUGUGCAGUGAUUAGCAAACUUGUGUGGCAAAUGAAGCAUGAAGAAUCUGCUUUUAGUUCCUUUUUGCGGGCUAGAUUUGUGAAUGAAGGUGGAGACCUCAAGAAGGGUUAUAGAGCAUCUUCAGUGUUUAAAGGUAUUGCGAAGAUGUGGAAUUUUGUAUCUCUAUCUGAGCGGUGGAUGUCUGAAUUUUUAAAAGAUAUAUUCAAAGCUAUAGGGAAUAUAUCUUUGCCACAGGGUCAGAAAGACCGAUGCUGUUGGUCUCUAUCCUCCUUAGGAGCUUUCUCCACUAAAUCGGCCUGGGAAGCAUUGAGAAAGGUUUCUCCUAAAGUGGGCUGGGCAAAAAUGGUGUGGAGUUCGGUUUUGAUCCCCCGCCAAUCAGUUUUUGGCUGGAGACUUAUACAUGGAAAGCUUCCUUGUGAUGACAAGGUAAAAAGAAAAGGAGUGCUGCUCCCUUCUAGGUGUGAGAUGUGCAAUAAGGCUGAGGAGUCUAUAAAUCACUUGUUCGUGAAAUGUGAUGGAGCUGUCUACAUUUGGAGGGCGUUUGCUGAAGUCUUUGGUUUUCAAUGGUCCUAUCAGGGGGAUGAUUUUUUAGCGCAUGCUUCAUGGUGGACUCAAAAAUCCAAAUCCAUUGGACUGUCUCAAUUGUGGAUGGCUGGUUUGAUUCUUGUUCCAUACUUUAUUUGGAUGGAAAGGAAUUCGAGAAGAUUUAGGGGUCUCCAUCGAUCUUAUGGUCAAGUCUUUCAUACAAUAAUAGAGGAGAUUAGAAGACGUGGCCCAGGAAAAAAUGACAGAAUAAAAUCUCGACUGGAUUCUGAGAGAUGCUUGAAGCUUAAUAUAGAGGUACCAAGAAGGAAGACUAAAGGGGACCAAGAAAUUUUCUGGCUGCCUCCGAUGGAUGGAUGGUGGAAGCUAAAUUGUGAUGGCUCGUCCUUGGGUAAUCCAGGGAAUGCUGGAGCAGGUGGCAUUAUAAGGAACAGCAAGUGCCAGAUUGUAGCGAUUUAUAGCUCCUAUUUAGGAAUAGCUUCAAAUUUCUAUGCUGAAUUUCAAGCUUUAAUUGAAGGAAUUGAGAGAGCUAGAGAGCUGAAUUGUGCAUCUCUGUGGAUUGAAUGUGAUUCGGGCGCUGUGAUGGCUGCUAAGAAGGAAGCAUCUACAUCAGUGGUGGAAUGGCCUCCUGAGGGCCAUUUGGCAUUGGAACUGAAUUCCUUUGAUGUUCUUUUAUUGAAUGAUCUUAUUUCUAAUCCUUCUUCUACUGAAACCUGA